AUGAGCACAUGUAGGGGUUUAUAUGAUCCCUUUAUCGACCCAAUUAGAGGCAUAGAAAGCAUAGACGAUAGUGGUGCAAUGGAGCUCACGCAGUGCUCCCUAUCACAGCUACCAGACCUUGUCGGUGUCACGGAGCAGCUUGAGAGCGAUGAGCUGAAUACCCUUGUUGUAUCCACGGUGCGAGAAUUGUUGUGUUGUCCCAUAUGUCACCGUCCCUUGGUGCACGAUCCUGCCGUUGUGGACACAUGUGGACAUGCCUUCUGUUACAACUGCAUUAACUUGGGGAUUGAGAACGGCUGUGUUCCUGUUGCUUCCACAGUACAGGUGGAAGACAAAGAAGAUGAAGGAAGGAAGGAGAAGAAUGAGUUGAGUGUCGUUAGCGAAAAGGAUCAUCACACGUGUCUUUCCCGUCAUGGAAGAAAGCAGCCACGUCGACGAACACGACAACGCAGGCGGAAGUUUACAUGUCCGGUUUGCCUGGGGCCUGCGCACAAGUGGAAUCUGGUGCGCGUGCGGUUCAUUCAAGAUUUGGUGACGGAUUUUUUGAGCCACGCCGCGCUUGCGGAGGCCUUCUCAACGGCUGAGGGAGAGAACGACGUCCCUUCUGAGGUGAGGACUGAAACCAUUUGCGGCGACAAGAAGACGCUGCGGCGGAAGGAAAAAAUUGCAAAAAAGCACGUGGAAUUAUGA
Messenger RNA from Trypanosoma cruzi, 690 nucleotides. RefSeq lists its product as uncharacterized. NCBI's taxonomy places the organism in Eukaryota, Euglenozoa, Kinetoplastea, Trypanosomatida, Trypanosomatidae. The record is from RefSeq and is a predicted model, not a curated record. The transcript has a single exon. The coding region runs from base 1 to 690 and encodes 229 amino acids.